CCGGAGUCUGGAGACAAGCUGCCCAAUAGAUAUAUAUAUGUUUGUAUUCAUACAGAAGAAGAGUGAGAGUGCAAAAUUUGAAAAGAUGAAACUAAUUAGAGUCACUCUCUCUCUUCUCCUCAUAAUCAAUACUCUCUCUCUAAUACCUCUCUCUCACUCCUCCCCAGAUUCAAAUUCAGAGUGCAAAGCAUGGCUCGUCCAAUCAAUCCCCACCGACAUGCCUCACCUCUCUCGAGUCCCCGGCGUUCUUUCCACUGCGGAUGUUUUUCGUUGGUUGGCUGGAAAUUCUUCCAAGAGGCUGGACAUAUUAGCACAAUAUUGGCAGUUAGUAGCAGGUUCUGAUGAUCCUCGUUCCGGGGAUUAUGGAUACUCGAAAACUGAUAUGCUAAGGUUUGGUGCUAAUGAAGGCUUUGGUGUCUAUAAAGCAAUAGAAAAUGCUGCCGAUCGCAAUGUUAGUAUCAGGUUUUUACAGCACUCUGGUGUAUAUCCUGAUUAUACUGAAGAACCAUCAAACCUUGCUUCGGGGAGGCCAAAUGUAAAGAAUGUCACAUUACUGCUUAGUGAAUGGUGGGGAUCAGGCAUAGUCCAUGCAAAAGUCUGGAUAUCAGAUCAUCGAGAUGUUUAUAUAGGAUCUGCGAAUAAUGACUGGAAAUCUCUCACUCAGGUUAAGGAAGUUGGAAUAUAUCUUGUUGGUUGUCCAACAGUAGCUAAUAAGGUUGAGGUCUACUAUGACAACUUGUGGAAACUUGCAUCUCUAAAUGUUUCAGCUUACACAAAAACAAUAUGGGAUCAGCAGUGGCAGGUCACCAGAAAAGUUCCGUGUUGGUCUCAUUUUAUCCCUUCCAAAGAAAGAUGCAGAUCACCUCUCCCUUAUUUUGUGGAGGUUCCCCAUGUAGCGGGCUAUCCAGUACUGUCAGACCCUUAUAUGUUUCAAAUGCCAAUUCAAACUCCCGGACUCAACUAUUCAACUUUGCAGCCUCAAUCCAACUAUCUCUCGUUUGCUCCACCAGAGCUGUUAUUCGGCAAGUACCAGGCAGAUGAACAGGCAUGGGUUGACACAAUUAAAUCUGCAGGAGUUGGAGAAACUGUUAGAAUAAACACUAUGGAUUGGCUUGGCCAAUCCCAAUACUUGACACAAACAGUUUAUUGGUCAUCCCUUUCCUCAGCAAUAUCAGAGGUUCUCUUCUCCAAGCAUGCAAAGGUCAAGAUCCUAGUAGCAUACUGGACACACUACAUCAACGGCACAGAUCAGUACUUGAAGUCUCUUCUCUACUCCAAUGCCCUAUGCUCUUCUUCAAAGUACAACAAAUGUUCCGGCCAAAUUGAGAUCAGGUACUAUGUCGUGCCUGGAUUUAACUUGACUGGACCUGCCAUUCAGAAUGGGACAAGAACAGGAAAUGCAUACCCGGGUUAUUCCAGGGUCAACCAUGGAAAAUAUGUAGUAAGUAAUGUGCGAGCCCAUAUCGGGACUAGCAAUCUUAUAUGGGAUUACUUCUAUACGACAUCUGGUGUCAGCUUUGGGACUUUUCAUCCCGGCAUUGUUUUGCAACUUCAAGAAAUUUUUGAUGCUGAUUGGAAUUCUCCCUACACUGUUCCAGUUGAGCCGUUAGAGGAAGGCCAUGCUUAUUCAAGCUGAUGAGGAUUUGAAUUUCUUCUCUGGGAAGGAUUUAAGUUUUUUAUUCUGAUUUUAUGUGCUCUGUGGCUGUUUUUUUUUACCACAGAAGUCAACCAUAUCUGAGCUCGUCACAGAAAAACAACUUUCACUCUGUAAUUUAUCAAGAGGAAAAUGAAGCAAUUUCAACAAUUCAUAACACUCUAUCUGGUCUCACUAUUUAUAUGUAUGGGACAAUAAAUGAUUUUAGUUGAGCCGAUCAGUUGAUUGUUUUGAAA
Messenger RNA from Camellia sinensis, 1890 nucleotides. RefSeq lists its product as uncharacterized. Gene Ontology annotation, molecular function: catalytic activity. NCBI's taxonomy places the organism in Eukaryota, Viridiplantae, Streptophyta, Magnoliopsida, Ericales, Theaceae. The record is from RefSeq and is a predicted model, not a curated record.